This is a messenger RNA of Nothobranchius furzeri (turquoise killifish), 944 nucleotides long. RefSeq names its product BUD31 homolog (gene bud31). The record is from RefSeq and is a predicted model, not a curated record. Gene Ontology annotation, biological process: mRNA splicing, via spliceosome. Gene Ontology annotation, cellular component: spliceosomal complex; nucleus. Lineage: Eukaryota; Metazoa; Chordata; Actinopteri; Cyprinodontiformes; Nothobranchiidae.
GAAAAAACAAACUUAAGCCCCAACAAAGUGACGUCAUAAUCACUCGCCUAGAAGAGGCUUUAGCGAGAGGAUCGAAAAUACCAAAAGCUUUUUUUGUUGUUGCGUUUUGUACAAAACAGUCAAAAUGCCCAAGGUAAAGAGAAGCCGAAAGCCACCUCCAGACGGGUGGGAACUUAUCGAGCCUACUUUGGACGAACUGGAUCAGAAAAUGAGAGAAGCUGAAACAGAGCCGCAUGAGGGAAAGAGAAAGGUGGAGGCCCUCUGGCCAAUUUUCAGGCUUCAUCAUCAGCGCAGUCGCUACAUCUUCGACCUCUUCUACAAACGAAAAGCCAUCAGCAGAGAGCUUUACGAGUACUGUAUAAAAGAAGGCUACGCAGACAAGAACCUGAUUGCGAAGUGGAAGAAGCAGGGCUAUGAGAACCUCUGCUGCCUGCGGUGCAUUCAAACACGAGACACCAACUUUGGGACUAACUGCAUCUGCAGAGUCCCCAAGAGCAAGCUUGAAGUUGGGAGGAUCAUCGAGUGCACUCACUGUGGUUGCAGAGGAUGUUCUGGCUGAGCUGCUGCUUUUGGACUCAUCGUUUUGUUCCACAUCCAGCCUUCACCCAAAUGACCCCGAACCCUUUUGAUUUCAUUUGUCUGCUUCAGAAACCGUCAUCUUUGUCUUUAAAGGGGAUCAAUGUUUUGAUAGUUUUGUGUUUUAACACAUGAGGGAAUAAAUAAAAAAUGGGGCCAUGUUUUAGGACGAGUUUUUCUUUAACACAUAAAAAAAGAGAGAACUGUUUCUGGCUCAGACCUGUCAUUCCAGCUCCGCCACACCCACAGUGGAGGUCCGUUCUGAAAUGAUCUGAAAAGCUUUUUUCUUUUUAAAUGUCACGUCUUUCAUCUGUAAUGGCUCAUUGUUAUUAUUCUAGUAUGAUUUAAAAUAAAACAUUUCAGGUGAA